Messenger RNA from Coccinella septempunctata (seven-spotted ladybird), 1484 nucleotides. RefSeq lists its product as uncharacterized. Bases 209 to 1228 code for a protein of 339 amino acids. The transcript is spliced from 2 exons. The record is from RefSeq and is a predicted model, not a curated record. Lineage: Eukaryota; Metazoa; Arthropoda; Insecta; Coleoptera; Coccinellidae.
UUAUGUUCUCAUAAGUGUGGAUGUAAAAUCCCUAUUCACUAAUAUACCACAAGAUUUAGUAGAACGAUUAAUAAAAGAUAACUGGGCUGUUUAUGAGAGCUGUGUUAAUGUUCCACUUGAUGUGUUGUUGAAUAUUAUUAAAUUCAUUUUUGAUAACAGCUUUUUUCAAUAUAAUAAAAGAUUUUACGCACAAGUGAGGGGCACAGCUAUGGGCAACCCAGCCUCACCAAUUUUGGCGGAAUUGGUUAUGAAUCACUUGAUCGCAUUCGUUCUGUCUGUUUUGAACUUUCAUAUACCGUUUGUCUUUGUUUACGUUGAUGAUAUAAUUAUGUCGGUGCCCAUGAGUAGAUUAGAAGAGGUAUUGAGGAUUUUCAACAGCUUCCAUGAGAAUCUCCAGUUCACACAUGAGAUGGAAAUAGAUGGUAAAAUUCCAUUCUUGGACCUAUUGUUGAUAAGGGAUAGUGGUGGUAUAAAAACUGACCUAUAUUCUAAACCCAUGGCAUCCCACCGUACAUUGCAUUUCAAUUCUCUGCAUUCAACAUCGCAAAAAAUUGCUGUCGUCAGGGGUAUCAAACAGAAGAUUCUUAGUUUGUCUGAUACAUCAUUUCAUCCGAAGAAUUUUAAACAGCAAGCGACCAUUUUAUGUCAAAAUGGUUAUCCUAAAACUUUAGUUAAUAAAAUUUUUUAUGGUUCGAAAUACUCAACUAGUAUACCUUCGACUGAUAAUGGUUCCGAUAAAGAGAUUUUCAGAUAUUACAAAUUAGUCUACAUUCCCAAAUUGAGUCAGAUGUUGAUUAGAUUGAUGAAGGGAACAUCUACUAUUGUGGUAUCAUAUUAUAAAAAAACUGUUAAGAGCCUAUUUUCCCGUUUGAAAGAUAUUGAUCCCCCAAUGAGACAAUCCGGUUUGGUGUAUGGGGUUGGUUGUUCGAAUUGUGAUGCUAUUUAUGUUGGACAAACGUGUCAAUAUUUCGGAUCCAGAUUGAGGCAACAUCAGUUAGAUUGUAAAAGACAAUCUGAGGCAACCGCACUUUCCCAACAUGCUAAGAAUGAGGGACAUCUUUUUGAUUUUGAAAAUGCGAAGAUUCUAACCAAGGAGACCAAUUGGUUCAAGCGUAGUUUCAAAGAGAUGUUGCUUAUAAGAAAACACCCCAAUUCUGUGAACUCGAGAUCUGAUAUUGGUUCACUCAGUAUUGCGUAUUCGAAUUUGAUAAAGGAAAUAAAUAAAUAGUUUUUCUCGAGUGCAUGCAUUCCGACCGCGUAUGUGCGAUGUUCUUGUUUCAUUCAUAUCAAUGCGUCCAUACCUACCUGUACGUCACGUUAAUUUGAGACCCCGAGAUGAACCUGCUUUUUUCGAAUGAUUUUACGAGUUUGAAUUUUUCAGACGAUUUUUAAUUCAUUAUUCAUAAGCCUGAAGAAGAGAAGAAUUUUUCUCGAAACGUUGCUGCGUGAAUAAAUUGUAAAUAAAGUGUUCCUAAGACUGAAAA